Megalobrama amblycephala (Wuchang bream) is the source of this 1787-nucleotide messenger RNA. RefSeq names its product acidic mammalian chitinase-like. The record is from RefSeq and is a predicted model, not a curated record. Bases 115 to 1542 code for a protein of 475 amino acids. Gene Ontology annotation, molecular function: chitin binding; chitinase activity. Lineage: Eukaryota; Metazoa; Chordata; Actinopteri; Cypriniformes; Xenocyprididae. Gene Ontology annotation, biological process: chitin catabolic process; carbohydrate metabolic process. Gene Ontology annotation, cellular component: extracellular region. The transcript is spliced from 11 exons.
UGCAGAAGUCACUUCUGUGAGUUGGGGGGUAAAAGGAAGUAAUAUAAAUGAUAAUUUCUGCAUUUCAUACAGCAGUAGCAGACAACAUUUCUUGACUGAUACAACCAUCACUUCAUGAUGACCAAAUUAAUUUUUCUAGCUUGCUUUUCUCUGGCAUUGUGCCAGUUUGGAUUGGCCUCCGAACUGGCAUGUUACUUCACAAACUGGGCUCAGUACAGACCUGGCGUUGGCAAGUACAUGCCAUCUAAUGUGGACCCACAUCUGUGCACUCAUUUAAUUUAUGCUUUUUCCAUUAUUAAUAAGGAAAAUAAAUUGACAACCUUUGAAUGGAAUGAUGAAACUCUCUACAAAUCUUUCAAUGAACUAAAGACAAGAAACCCCAACUUGAAAACUCUGUUGGCUGUCGGAGGAUGGAACUUUGGCUCAGAACAGUUUAGUAUCAUGGUGUCCACACCAGAAAACAGGCAGACCUUUAUUCAGUCCUCCAUCACAUUUCUGAGGAGCCACGGCUUUGAUGGUCUGGAUCUGGACUGGGAGUAUCCCGGUGCCCGUGGAAGUCCUCCAGAAGACAAGCAGAGAUUCACUCUGCUGUGCAAGGAACUCUUGGAAGCUUACACGGCAGAGGGUGCUGCCACAGGACGUCCCAGACUCAUGCUCACCGCUGCAGUGGCUGCUGGGAAAGGAACGAUUGAUGCUGCGUAUGAAAUUGCAGAAAUUGCCAAGUAUUUGGACUUCAUCAGUGUCAUGACCUAUGACUUCCAUGGCUCAUGGGAGACUGUCACUGGACACAACAGUCCUCUGUAUCGUGGCUCUGGAGACACAGGAGACAAUAUCUACUUUAAUACUGAUUUUGCAAUGAAAUACUGGAGAGAUCAGGGCACUCCUGUGGAAAAGCUGAGGAUGGGGUUUGCAACAUAUGGAAGAACGUUUCGCCUGGCGUCUGGAGCCAGUGGAGUCGGAGCUCCAACUAGUGGACCUGCCUCAGCUGGACCUUUCACCAGAGAGGCCGGAUUCUGGUCCUAUUAUGAGAUCUGUACUUUCCUUCAAGGAGCCACCGUGCAAUGGAUUGAUGAUCAGAAAGUUCCUUAUGCAACCAAGGAACAGGACUGGGUGGGAUUUGACAACAAGGAAAGCUUUACGACUAAGGUGAACUACCUGAAGAAGAACAAGUUUGGAGGAGCUUUCGUCUGGGCUCUGGAUCUCGAUGACUUCGCAGGACAGUUCUGUGGGCAGGGCAACUACCCUCUUAUUAGGCAUCUCCACUCACUUCUUAAUACUGAGUCUCUCCCUCCAAAUACAACACAUGUGCCCUAUGAGACCACAACAACAUCAUCCACUGCUCAAUCUACUAGACGUAAAGUUGUACCGACAGCUCCCUCAGGAGCAGAGUUCUGUAAAGGCAGACCAGAAGGAAUUUAUGCAAACCCAGCUGACCCAAUGACCUUCAUUCAGUGUGCUAAUGGCAGAACCUUUGUACAGAGAUGCCCUGCAGGGACCGUCUUCAAUCCCAACUGCUUGUGCUGCGACUGGCCUAAGAAUUAACCUCACGUUAUCACCCUUACACUCCUAAAAAGGAAAUGUGUGGAAUUUUUGCAGUAUUUUUGAAGUACUAGUAUUUAGAGCCACUAGUGGUGCAAUAAUUUCACAUUUUACCUUUAAGUUUGUGUUAAUGUCUUCAAAUUUAACAUACACAGCCAAUGAUAUAAUACUACUUUUGCAAACUAUUUUGUUGGGUCUUUGUGCUCCCUUUUAGUUGUCUGAUUAAAACUAGCAUGAUUAAAAAAGCA